CAUAGCACCCCAAAUGCCAUGGGAAAAUUAACCCUGGAGCCUCUAUGACCCUGACCUCUAGAGGUAUCAGAGGAUUUCUUUCUUGGGAACACACAGGAUCAUUGCUAGGAGACUUCAGGUACUCUCUUAACAUGGUCUUGGGAGCUAGCAGCUCAGUGACUGGUGUCUUCCUGCUUAAACUUCACUGGCCCUUUUCUUCUGUGUAGUCAUGAGACUCACUCCAACAAUUAAUUCUAGGAGGACCUCAGGAGUUUCCCUAAGAGCUUCCCAGGACACCUAGCACCUUCUUAGGCUACCAGAAUGGGAAAGAUCACCAGAUUUGGAGUGGGACAGUCUGGUGUGCUCUGAUAUCACUCCUUUAAAAGCCCUGUAAUCUUGGGCAGUUUCCUGAUCUGUAAAGUAGGAAUAGGAACAAUAUUUGUACUACUUCACUGGGUUAUUGUGAGAAAAGUGUUUUAAUUAUCUAAAUGCUAUGGAAAUGUGAAACAGUAUCAUCAUGUCCCUAGGGAGAUUCAAGCCUGCCUCAAUUUCUUCAUCUGUAAAAUUAAAGGUAAUGCUACCUACCUGUAGCAGCUCAUUCAUAGGGUUCAUUCAUUCAUCUAGUCAGGAAGCAUUUAUCUUGUGCAGGGCAUUGUGCAAGCGUACUUGUGAGGCUCUAAAGAGAGGGUUUGCCAGCUUUAAAGUCUCAUAAAGCAGCACUUAGCCAGCUAGGUGUAUAAUAGAUAGAGCCCAGGCCUGGAGCCAAGAAGACCUGAGUUCAAAUCCAGUCUCAGACAUUUGCUGGCUAUGAUUCUGAGUAAGUCACUUCACUCAGUUUGCCUCAGUUUCUUCCUCUGUCAAAUGAGCUGGAGAAGGAAAUAGCAAACCAAAUCACUCCAGUAUCUUUGCCAAGAAAACUUCAAAUGCCAAAUGGGGUUACAUAGAAUUGGACAAGACAACCACAAAAUAAGGGGCAACUAUUAUUACAAUUGUUAUCAUUCAUAUGGCCCCUCAUAAUAUGUCCCUGGAGACCUUUGGCAUUUUCCCCAAAGUGACAUCAGAUUUGGGGAAAAUAGAGAGGUAUAAUGUUUCUGAGACUCUUUGGCCAUGUCAUAAGUAGAAUGCUUCCUGAGUUGGGUUCAAAUCCUUCCUUAGACACUGACUAAAUGUGUGAUUCUGGGCAAGUGACUUAACUUCUCUGGGCCUUACUUCUCUCACCUGUAAAAUGGGAAUCACAACGAUAUCAACCUUCCUGGUUUGUUGUGAGGAUCUAUUGAAAAUGUUGGAUGCAGAAUGCUUUUCCAGGUGUUUGAAAACAUGUUUAUUUUGUAUUAUGAGCCCAACAGUAAUGAACAUAAUCAUCUCAGGAGGUGGCUUUGCUGACCUUAAAGAGUAUAAAUGGUAGCUUUCAUGAUGACGGUGGUGAAGGUGGAAGAAGACAAAUGAAUGUGAAGUCUGAAGUCUGAUCCUGGCAUCAAUCAGGCAGGCUUUAUUUCCUGCUACUUGGGUGACCUAAAAGCAAUGAUUCAGCACCUACUGUGUGCUAGUGCCAAGUGUUGGGGGUACAAAAAUAGGGAAGGGGGAAAAAAGUCUCUACUCUCAAGGAAUUCACUUUAAACAAGUCCCUUUUCUGUAGGACUCAGUUUCUCCCUCUGUAAAACAAAGAGAUUAGACCCUAAGCUUUUUUUUAGCUAUGUUCCCAAAUCCUCUGUUUCCAGGGACCACACUGCUGACCCCCCCCACCUUUGCCAAUGAAGUCUCAGCCCUGACAGGUUGGUUUCUGGCUUUGAGACCCUUUCCUGUGGCUACAAUGUGUUUUGUAUGGAAGGAACCCCUCCCAGUCAUCAUUAUUGGCAAUGGCCCUUCAGGGAUCUGUCUGUCCUAUCUGCUCUCUGGCUACACUCCUUAUGUGAAAGCUGAUGCUGUCCACCCACAACCCCUCCUACAGAAGAAGCUGACUGAGAAACCAGAUGUCUCUAUCCUGGACCAGGACUUGGACUAUCUGUCAGAGGGCUUGGAGGGCAGAAGUCAAAGCCCUGUGGCCCUGCUCUUUGAUGCUCUCCUGCGCCCAGACACAGAUUUUGGAGGAGAUACUGAGUCUGUCCUCACCUGGGAACAUCAAGCAGAGCGAACGAUCCCCCACCUGGUCCUGGGUCGCAACCUCCCUGGAGGAGCCUGGCAUUCCAUCGAAGGCUCCAUGGUGACCCUAAGCCAGGGCGAGUGGAUGGGACUCCCUGACCUGAAAUUUAAGGACUGGAUGAGGCUGAAGUGCAGGGGCCUUCGGGACAGCCGGGCCACCGCUGGGGACAUCGCCCAUUAUUACCAGGACUACGUAGUGAAGAAAGGGCUGACUCACAACUUCUUCUGUGGCUCCAUAGUCACAGCCGUGGACACAGAGAGCCCAGAGUCAGAGGAACAAGAUGGCGGCCCCUUGUUCCUGGUGAGUGGCUUUAUGACCACCAAAGAUGGAAACCAAAAGCCGUUCACUUUCCGGGCCCGCAAUGUGGUCUUGGCCACGGGAACAUCGGACAGCCCGGCCAGGCUAGGCAUCCUGGGUGAGGAUCUUCCAUUCAUUCACUAUGAGCUCUCUGCCUUAGAAGAGGCCAUGAAGGCUGGGGCUGUGACUCCUGCCUCUGACCCCGUCCUCAUCGUCGGGGCUGGGCUGUCAGCGGCCGAUGCCGUCCUAUUCGCCCGGCACUACAACCUUCCGGUGAUCCAUGCAUUCCGCCGGCCUGUAGAUGACCCUGACCUCAUCUUCAACCAGCUCCCCAAGAAGAUGUACCCCGAGUACCAAAAGGUGCACCAGAUGAUGCAGGAGAAAUCCAUCCUCUCUUCUGCCACCUUCAGGGGCUACUUGAGCCUGCCCAGACACCAGCCCCUACUCUUCCAGGAGGACCAUCACGCUGUGUUCCAGGACCAAAAUGGGGAACACAAGCGGUUCAGAGUGUCCCUUGUUCUGGUCCUCAUCGGCUCCUACCCCGACCUCUCCUUCCUGGCCCACGGUGGCGCUGACCUGACUGUAGACCCAGACCAGCCACUCAGCCCCAAGAGGAAUCCCAUUGAGGUCGAUCCCUUCACCUACCAGAGCACCCGGCAGAGGGGCCUCUACGCCAUGGGGCCCCUGGUAGGAGACAAUUUUGUGCGAUUUGUACAGGGAGGAGCAUUGGCUGUGGCCAGCUCUUUGCUGAAAGAGAAUAGGAAACCCCCCUAGGGCUUCCCCUGCCCACCCAACAUGCCCCCAACCUCACAGCCCCAGCUCAGACAAGGAAGCAGACCAGCUCAGUCCUGCCUGGUAAGGUCCAUCAUGGGCCUCCCCUAGAGGGAUGUCUCCCUGCAGUGAGACAACGUGUAUAUAAAGGGGGGAAUGGGAAGGGUGGUGAUUCUAAAGACCAGUUCCUUGUUCAUAUGCCAAAGCGUCAAGGCUGCCCAAAGGUCAGGACCAUCCCCUGGGACAAGUACAACGUGGGUCUGGCUGGACCAGGGUCUGAGAAGUAUACCUAGUGCUGACCAGCUCAAAGGCUUCUGAACCCAAACUGGAGAUUUGCAGGCAUCUAUGAAGGUCCCUAAGCCUGGGUCAACGAGCAACGCUGAAGACUGAACUGAGCCCCAGGAGGUUGCCUUCCUCCACCUUCCCCAGGAAAACUAUACCUUGAAUAAACCAAAUGGCUCCAAAGUA
Monodelphis domestica (gray short-tailed opossum) is the source of this 3655-nucleotide messenger RNA. RefSeq names its product oxidative stress induced growth inhibitor 1 (gene OSGIN1). The record is from RefSeq and is a predicted model, not a curated record. Gene Ontology annotation, biological process: negative regulation of cell growth. NCBI's taxonomy places the organism in Eukaryota, Metazoa, Chordata, Mammalia, Didelphimorphia, Didelphidae. Gene Ontology annotation, molecular function: growth factor activity.